Messenger RNA from Pecten maximus, 7499 nucleotides. Its product is annotated as PHD finger protein 13-like. The record is from RefSeq and is a predicted model, not a curated record. The coding region runs from base 335 to 943 and encodes 202 amino acids. The transcript has 6 exons. NCBI's taxonomy places the organism in Eukaryota, Metazoa, Mollusca, Bivalvia, Pectinida, Pectinidae.
AUUUCAAUCGUAAAUGAAAGAUAUUACCCCUCCCCCUCCUUUCAAAUAGUUCUCCGGUCUAAUGCUGAAAUAUAUAUUGACUUGAGCAAGUCUACGUCGUCUUGUGCAGUUGCCUUGAUCCCAAAGUGAUGUUAUUGGCUAUUUUUAGAUGUGAGUCCAAACGUCACAGUCGAUAUGCAAACGAUUUGGGUCACGACCCCUGCGCAAGGCAAGUGGGCUUGAAGCGUUGGAUCACAUUUCUCGCAGUGGAGUUCCGUUUGUGUGUCUGACACAGAAAAGGACUACGUUUCAAGUCGUUGGAAUUAAACACGGCGGAAGGAAAAUUGGUACAGCUAUGACAGAUGACAUAUUUAAAGCUCCCCGGAAUAGGAGACCACUAAAUAGGCACGAUUUCGAGCACUCUGUGGGUGUGCCUCCAAGUAAACGGAAGAAAACCAAGGAAGAUUUUUAUACAUUUUGCACAAUGAUAUUGGAAUAUACACAAUACGAAUCCCACAGACAAGAGGAGUUGCGUGCACAAAACAACAUCAGUCCCCUAGACAGUAGUGGCAGUACAGCAGAAAGUUACUCCUCCGAUACAACAGUGUCAGCCGAGAGUCCAGGCCAUCUCGAGUUAUCUCACCAUCUAGACAUGGCAGACUCCGAUAACUCUCACUACUUGGAUGACGACCCUUACAGAUACAGUGAUACAGAGUUUCCUGAGGGUCGCGGAAUGCAAGACGAUGAAUCCUGGGAGUUGAUAACGUGUUUUUGUUUGAAACCCUACGCGGGUCGACCAAUGAUUGAGUGCUCAGACUGUAACACAUGGAUUCACUUGUCAUGUGCAAAAAUACGCAAAAACAAUAUCCCUGAUACAUAUAUCUGCCAAAACUGCAGAGACUCUCGCUACACGAAAAGGAAAUCAAAUCGGAUACGGACUGAGAACAACAAAUUUAAUGUAUAACCCGGACCCAGCUUUCUUGUCAGGGCAUGCACAAAGCCGAUGUGUGCACGGCUCCGAUCGUGUGCUCAACUAGGACGUGUGUACGGCCCAGCGUGUACCUUAAAAUGCAAUGAUUGUGAUAGUUGUGUUAAAGAUGUGUGUUCAAAUGUUAACUGAAAGGGGACUGUUGCAAAGCAUGUGUCCAGAUGUUUAUUGAUGUGUAAAUGACGAAGCAGUGUAGAUGUGUACUAGUAUGUAUGUAGUCACUGAGGAAGCGAGAGAGAUAUAUAUUUUGUUAGCAUGUGUAUAAUCUACAAAUUCAAUUUAUAGAUUUAUGAGGAUGUGAUGUUAGCGAUGUUGAAGAGUCUAUCAGAUGUAUUAUAACAGUCUGUGUGAUACUGGAAUCAUGACUUUAUGUAUAGUGACACUUUUAAUAUUAUUAUUAUUUAAGUGAUAAAAACUUGGAAAGUUAUGUGUUUUAUUUACCGUUAAACAAGUCGAAAAUGUUUUAUUUGUCUUUUUGUCAUGAUAACUACGAACCAUUUAUGGGCUUACAAACUCUUGUAAAUAAUGCAUUUGUUUUAAAAAACACUUUGUAGACAUAACAUUCCAAACAAAUUGUUUUGUAGGUUAUAUAGAUGAUAUGGAUUAUCCGUAACAUGGACAUUAUUUUCAGAAAACUAUAACUUAUCUUUUUCAAAUGGAAAAUUAUUCUUAAUCAAAUCUUAAUUUUUGUGUUCUCACUAUGGAGUGUUGGAAACAAUUGACUUUUCUGUCAUCCUGUCAGAGAUCUUGGUUAAACUUUUUCUCUCUUAUAUUGGAAGUCCAUCUGUACUGAUAUGUCUAGAGUAGUUAUAUGACAUAUCAUACUUCGGUAUCAAUGCUAGGUUACAGUGACCUAUAUUUGGCAGUUACAUUGUAGCUCCACUUGUUGGUCCGGCUAGCAAGCAGUGGAGUAUACUUAUAUUCUAUUUUCAAAAUGUGCAUUCCGCGAUUACACCACCAGCAAAGGCUUUCUUGUGUUUUUGGCAUCUUUGUGUUAACUUAAAGUAAAUAUACCUAUUAAAUUAAAAAUGAAAAAAAAAAAUAUUCAUCUAAUAAAUAAACUCCAACUUUUGAUAUAAUCUAGACCCCUCAAAAAGAUUUUUUUUUUUUAGAUAUUUGUUUUUGCCGCCUUUUCUCUUAAAGUAAGAUAAUCUGUACGUCCGUCCUUUGACUUUUGUCCUGUAAAGACAUUGAAAUGCAAGUGAUCAUAUGUAUAUGCAAAAGAGAUCUCGUGAGCUGCCACUCGAUGUUUAAAAAGCUACAUUUGUAAGGGAGAAUUAUGUUGUAAUAAUAUAUUUUUGAGUGUGAUAAAUCUGCCUUUAUUUGUGUCUUUGUGAGAAUUCUGCCCUCAUUACUGGUAUAUAUGGGUUUUUUCUCAGAUAUUGCUGAGGAAACACCUCAGUACUCCAGAUCACUGAACUUAUAGAGAAAUAAAGGAGACUUCUGUUUAACUUGGUAUUGAAGUAUGAAAAUCCUUAUAUCAGAAUGUCACGAGGGUAAGAUGGUAUAUAUAAUAGUCAACAAACAAGACAAAACAACUGCUAUUUGAUAAUGAAUUGACGUACCAGUAGGUUUUUUUGUAUGAUUUGUAAAUUUAUGAAGAAAAAUUUGAUUGCUAAAUACAUCCAGUUAAAUCAAUUUCCUUUAUAAAGAAGGACUUGAACCAACAGUACUCAAUUACGUGGGUUUAUUACUUUUUUGCUGCUAAAUGGACAAGUUUGUUCUAUUUUGAAUUCGUGCUCAAUAUCAAUACAUGUAUGUCCUUAAGGAGAAAGUUGAAAUGUUUUUGGAAUUAAAUAAUCUUUUUCCCACCAUCGUGGAUAAUUGCAGUGAUUGAAUUAUAAGAGUAGAAUGAAAUAACAAACGUCUGUAAAUACUGGAUGAAAAAUUAAUCUAUAUCAAUUUUAUUCAUGAAACAUUAAAUAAUAUAAAUCUGACAAAUAAUUCUUUCCUACCUAUCCAGUGUUUUUGCCUGUUUGUAUGAUAUUGGGUAAGGUCGGUCUUAAGCUGUACCCUGUUUAUUGCUAGAUAAAAAAAAAGUAAAAGAAAUUAUGUGAAAAUAUUGUGCCGUUUUUGAGAUGUGCACAAUUUUUGAGAAUGCACUCCAGCUUUUAUCUCUGGACAGUGCAAUAGCCAGUUGACAGUUUAUAUCUCGGGACAGAGAAGACGGAUUAAGAUGCAGUUCUCAAAAACUUUGAUGUUAAAGCGAACAAAUUCACAGUUAGAAUAUGAAAAAUCAUUCGGGGUACACUUACAUUAUAGCAAUGAUGUCAAAUUUGAUCUCUUUUCUUCAUGUAUUGUUUUAUUGUUGUUUCCAAGAAGAUAAAUUUGUACAUAUAGUGAUCAAUUGUUUUUGUUUCAUUUCAAUAUUUUUACUGCCAUUUAUUUAUUUUAAAGUGUUGGAUAAAAUUUUAUAAUGUAUGUAUGAUGUAAGGGAGACAAUCGUGUCAAAAUUGUCCAUUUCUAAUUACAUGCUAUGAGGAAUUCCUAACCUUUAAUCUACAAAUAAAAUCAGAUAAGGAAAUUUACUUUCGUUUUUGAAAUUCAUCUUGAUUCUUUUGAAGGUUUAUAGAAUACAACAGACUUUUGGCAGAAUAUAAAUGGUAGUAUGUGUAUAUAUACUGUUGUUACUUUUGCAGGGUUGAUAUAGAUGUUUUACCUGCACCUCGCCAUUUGAAACAGUGCUGUUUUAGCCUAUACAGAAAUCCUUAGUAGGGAUAGAAGCUAUGAAAACAUUUUAUGUGUACAUAAGUUCAGAAGAAUUCCACAUGUUGUCAAUGAUUCUGUCACUUUUAUUGAUUGUUUUGCAUUUAUUUCUGCAAUAAGAUGAUAAAUAUCAGGGGGAUUUUGAAAAAAAAAACAUAAAAUGUUUUACUACAAAAGUGCAAUGACUGAUGUUUGUGUGUGUUGCAUGGAAAUUGCAAAAAAUUUUCUGAUAUCAGUUAAGCAAUUGCUGACAUGGAAAUUUGCAUAUUGCAUAAGUGAAAUAAAUACUUGGUCGGCUAUUUAAAUCGCCUUUCUCCUGUGGUCCAUAGUCUUUCAGUCUUGCUUGGUCCAUCCAUAAAGAGCACUGUUUAUCACUAUUUCUUUGAAGUACUACAAGGAUUUUUCUCAAAAAAUAUUCAUAAUUAAAUGGCUGACAGUUCAGUAUUACUUAUUUCUAAUUCACAUUUCUUAAAUCUCAUUUGGAUUUCAUAUGUAAGUUCCCCUCGUAUCAAUUCAAUGGUGGGGGCCAAGAUCCCUCUGGGGUCUCUAUAUCCCUACAGAACUGAACAUGACGUAUAGAAGUGGCAGAAUCACCUUGUAAUGUGAUUUAACUGUACAGUGUGUAAAGAUGUUUCUGUUUUCACUAUGAGAACUUUAUUAGAAAACUUUAUGUUUUAUUGUUAAGAUGUUUUUUGUAGUAUACAGUCACAAGUCUACGUUUGAUCGUUACUUUCUGUUUUAGUACUAGUUGCCUUUUCAGUUGUUCUGGGAGUUUUCUGUGUUUUAAUGUUAAGCAUUAAAAUUUGGGCAUUAAAACAGAUGAAUCACUUUCUAAUGAAGAAUGUAAUAAUUGUUACACUUCAUAGAAGUUUACAGAGACCAACUUCAGUUACAGAAAAAACAAGUUAGAUUUCUGUUGAGUUGACAAGAGACCAACUUCAGUUACAGAAAAAACAAGUUAGAUUUCUAUUAAGUUCACAGGAUUUUUAUAGAGUUUCUGAUAGGAACCUUUUCUCAGUAACUUAGGUGAUGGAAAAUUUAGAAAUUAAUUGCAUUGGAAAGGCAGAAGUGGAGCCGACUUUGACACUAAAUGGCAGCUAUGUUUGUGAAUGUAUGGAAGUUUUACAUUGGUUUUUUCUACUUGAACAGAAGAAAAGGUUUUCGUGUUGAUUUGGAAGUAUGAGAAAUUGUGUAUAGACAAUGCUAAGAUUUUCUGCUACCAUUUCCUCCUGUAUGUUAUACAGUAAUGAACUAUUGACGAAGUUCCAUCAAUCUGUUUCUCUUAAGAAAUUACUUUCCAAGUACAUUAUACAGACUGUACUCUUUACAACAUGUGCUAUUUAACUAGGAUACAUGUAUAUAUAUCAUGACUGAACAGUUACUACACCAGAAAUCUGUCAAAUACUAUACAAGUUUAUAAGUAUACUGUAAGCAAUGGGUCGUUGUUCCUUCUCCACAGGAUCAACUUUUUUGUGUCAAAAUUAUUUCCCUUAAAAGAACAAAAUCAAUUAUUUCAAUUUAUUUAAAAGAAAUAUGAAUGCCAUCAAAUUAAAGUUUAAAUUAAUGUACAGUGGAAAUCAUAUGGAACUCUUCUUUGAGUUAAAUUUUAUUCCCGUAUCAUACGCCCUUAAAUAUCACUAAAACAGGUAUAUACAUCACUAUUGAUAAUGGGAUAACUUUAUAAAUGAACGGUUACCCGGUAUCUAGAAUUUCUUCUCCGGUUAUUCAAAAGUAUAAUUUAAUGGAGCUCUUUGUAUACAACACAUUAUGCGAAUGCUUCAAAUUAGUGUGAGAUUAAUGUUUUCCAAACAUCUAGAAGAAAAUAAAUCUUUAGGCCUAAUACUUUGAUAUUGCAAGAUAAUCUGGGUAUUGUGAUAUUUUGAAAUCUGUUAAAUCUAAUUACUGUUCAACAGUUUAAAGUGAUGUAUUGAUAACACCAGCGUCAUUUUACAUAAAACCGACACUCCUACAUGAUAUAUUACUAGUUUUACUGAAACAUUCAAUUAUGUGUAUAUAAGGAUACUGAUGGAAUUUAAUCAACAAAAAUUGUUUAAUAUUCAAAGUCACUUGUAGCCAAGAAAGGCCUGUUAAAUUUCCGUUUAAUUGUUGAACCAGAUUAGUGGGCACUUAUACCUAUUUAAAUUUGAUAUGAAAUGACCAGGUUUUUUAGAAUGAAAUGUUCAGUGUCUCUAUUAGCAUGCAUUGUUUUUCUUCUGUUUACAAUGUACUUCCUGAGGGGAACCUACUUCAUUCUCACAGUCCAUACACAUGUGAUAGAUCGGAACAUCUUCACAGCUGUGUCACCGUAGGAUGAUAUUUUGUAAAAGUCUGAUGGACAGUAAAACCCAAUGAUUUCAUUCUAUCAUACAAAUAUGUUUUAAAUGCCUUUAUCAAGUAUUUUCUACAAAAUAGAUUAAUUCGAAGUGAAAUAUGGAAACUUGUAAUGAAUGUGAUUGAAUAUAGGCUUUGUGAUCUACUGUCAGAAUCCAGCAAAAACACUUUAAUUUAGUUAGAAAAUUAAGUAUAUACCACAGAGCUUAAAUCAUAAACAAUCCAGUCUUGUAAACAAUAACACCUGUGUGAAAGCAGGACUAAACUUUGUAGUAUACAUAUUUCCCGAGUCCUAAGGUAGCUAGGGGAGGUAACUGGAACAUUAAACGAUAGUGGUUUGAUAAGGAAUGUGUUAAUUGCUGGUAAAAACCAAAACCAUUUGAAGGGUGGAUCAGGAAAUCUUGUUAAAACAGUACUAGAUUUUCUCAUACACUAUGUAAAUAUGUACAUUUGUACAGAGAAUGUUUUUAUUUUUAAACUUUCCCAGGAACCAAAUACAUGUACCUUAACACAGGUACGUUGAUGUUCUAUAAUUGAUUAUGUUGAAAAUUUUAUUUUAAAAAUCAAGAUUAGGUACACUCAGAACUUUUAAACUGAGAAAUCAUCUAUUAUUAUAGUUGAAGUUCAUUGAACUUGUGUCAGAAACCGUAAGUGAAAUUAAUAUGCUUUGUUGUGUAAAUAAUGAUAAUCUCAUUAUUUUUAUUUUAAUUGAAAUUAUGACCAAUGUUAUCAAUAAUUGUAGAAAGAUUUUAGAUGCUUUUGAAAUGUUGGUGUACAAACUGUAACAAGUGAUAUUAUUUUCUGAUGAUAACCUAAAGUGCCCUUUGAUGCUUCAGAAAAUAACACAUGGAUAUUCUUGUCGGAUAUUCCUGUCGGAUAUUCCUGUCCCUGUAUAGACUUUCAACCCUGCUAUACUUCAGUAAUAUCAGCGAUCAUGAGUUCCAUAAAAAUGUACAAAGUUGAGUGUUCUGUGACUAUCUUAAAUAUCGUCCAACAUUGAGGUUCAGUAUGAGGAACUAGAAAUCAAUUCAUAAUUAUUCAAACACGUUACGGCUGAUACAUUUGACGACAAAAAAUCUUAAGUCAAUGUGUUUAAAUCUGAAUAUUCUAUUACUCAGCAUUAAAAUAAAAAAAAUGAUACCAGUACAUUGCUAAAAUUCUUUUUUUUUUGGCAUUGAAAUAAAAAGUUUGGUAUAAAUUUUAAUUUACAUGCCAAAGAUCCCCCCCAUCCUGGGCCUCAAUUUGACUUUUUAUGCUAAAUUCACAGUUCCUAUUUAUAUACCCCUAAACAAGGUCAUUGUUAUAAUAAUGGUGUUUUUGUGUUAAGCCAGUUGGUGUAGUGGUAAACCAUCUUUGGUGGACCACUUCACAAUUUUACUGUUUACAUAAGAUAUGCAGUUUGUUGCAAUCUGCAAUUUGCAGUAUAAUUAUGUACUUAUUCUGUAUCUCCAUGCUUGAUAGCAAGGGGUCAAUAAAUUUUGUUACAAAACAGAAA